GAAAACCCCACAGAAGACAUUCAUUCUUUCUCUGUGAUAAAACCCUGCCUGCUACCAACAUCCUCUCCACACAAAACCAUGAAGGCUUCAUUCAGAGGAAGCUACGACGCCGACAACUCCGACGCCACCGGCUCCGUCGCAUUCAACGCCGGCGCCCUCAACUUACGAGCUUCCGUCACCGGCGACACCUUAACCAACACUCCGUCCUUAAACAACCUCACUCUCUCCGUAGAAAACCCCGGUCUCUUCAACAUCGACUACAACCUCCCCAAAAAGGAUGUGAAGUUUCAGUUUAUGAAUAGCGUUAGGGUUAACGAUAAGCCGUUGAACUUUACGUACACGCAUUCGGUGGCUGAGAACAGGACGGUGUUGGACGGUACGCUCAUGUUGGAUUCUAAUCAUAAGGUUUCUGUGAAUUACGGAUUUCAGCCUAGGGAUUGUAAGGUGAAGUAUAGUUUAGGUUGUGGAUGUGAGACUACAGUUGAGCCGAGUUAUGAUUUUGGGGAUAAUUCGUGGGAUUUGGCUGUGUCGAGGAGGCUUUAUGAUGGUUCGGUGGUUAGGGGCUCUUAUCAGUCAUCUACCAAGGUUUUGGGGAUGGAUUUUAGAACCAAGGCUGCUGCUGGUGGAAGCUUUAAGGUUACUGCAUCAGUCAAUUUAGCAGAGGAGAAGAAGAUACCAAAGUUAACUGCCGAGAGUAUCUGGGAUUUCGAGAUGUAAUUGCUGCAAUGCAAUUGGGAAAAAAAGACAGUUCUAUUAGUAAGUUCUUUUGCUUAUAUUUUAUAAAAAUGGAAGGCUAGAAUUGUUCUUGUAUAUAGACCUGCGUAUUUUUGGGUUCUUUUUCCUUUGAAUUCAACUUACUUCAAGAGAAUUUAUGGAUGAUCCAUUUUGAUGAGA
Molecule: messenger RNA, 894 nt
Organism: Helianthus annuus (common sunflower)
Lineage: Eukaryota; Viridiplantae; Streptophyta; Magnoliopsida; Asterales; Asteraceae
Product: outer envelope pore protein 24, chloroplastic
Exons: 3
Coding region: 79-717 (212 amino acids)
Biological process (GO): regulation of monoatomic ion transmembrane transport
Molecular function (GO): voltage-gated monoatomic cation channel activity
Source: RefSeq, a predicted model, not a curated record